AUGUUAGGUGGAGCAACUACCUACUAUGGUAUCUUUCCCAGCUUAACAAGUUUGGAGCUAUUUAGUUUGCCAAAGCUCAAAUGCACAUGUCCAUGGCUAAACAAAUUGGAAUGGCCAAUGUUAAAAGUAUUAGAUGUGCAUCACUGCGAUCAAUUGAAGAUUUUCCCGACUGAGGAUCAGGAUCAUCCAAGUGAUGGGGAAGCCAUUGUUCCAUUUGAAAAGGGUUUUCCCAACAUAGAACAAUUGUCACUUGACAAGGAAGACAUCAUGAGGAUUAAUUGUCAGGCACUAUGGAUUUCCAUAUCAAUUUUUCCGAAAGGAAUUACUUCCCAAUUUAGAAAGCUUCAAGUGGCUUGUAGUAACUUCAAAGAAAUUUUCAGCUCUCAGAGACAUGAUAUAGAUUUUGACUUGGGAAUGUUGUUUCCACAACUCAAGGGAUUGGAACUGAUGUCUUUGCAGUGUCUUGAAUCCAUUGGGUUAGACCAGUCCUGGGUUGCCCCAAUUCUUGAAAACCUAGAAACCUUUUUAGAUUUACUUGAGGAGCUUUCCAUUGGCAAAUGUGGAUCAAUACAAGAAAUAGUGCCUAAAAAAGAUGAUGGAUCUGAUGAAGAUGAGUUAACAUUUCAAAAGCUCAAAACUUUGUCUUUGGACUCUCUUCAAAGACUUGGAAGCUUUCACUCAGGGAAUUCUACACUGAACUUCCCAUGUUUGGAACUUUUGACUGUUGAUGAAUGCCCUAGAAUGAGAAUUUUCUCUUGUGGAUCCAUAAAUGCAUCUCAACAUUUACGAGUUUCAGCAAAGCCUUCCCAACACACAAGUUAUCGUCCACAAUAUUGCGGCCCUGAUCUAAAUGGCCACAUAAAAUUGCUCUUUUCCUCACAGGUUGCACUACGUGAUGUGCAAAAUUUGGAGCUUGGAGAUUACCCUGGGCUGCAAGAGAUAUGGCAACGUGAAACACCAGUCCCUGAUGGAGGGUUCAGUAAGUUGAAGACUUUGAUAGUGGAUGGUUGUCAUUUCUUAUCAAAAAAUGUGAUCCCUUUUCAUUUGCUUGGCUUGAUUUGUAACUUGGAAGAUUUACAAGUACGGAAUUGUGGCUCAGUAAAGGCAAUAUUUGAAGUGGGAUCUUUGUCUUCCUUCUUCUCCAUUCCCUUGAAAACAUUGACCUUGGAACAGCUCCCUGAUCUGGAGCAUGUUUGGAAUGAGGACCCUCAAGAAUUUCUCAGCUUCCAAUCGCUACAACAAUUACAUGUUAAUGGGUGCAGCAGCCUCAAGAGCUUGUUUCCAGCGUCCAUGGCCCAUGGCAAACUUGGGAGGCUUGAAAUACUAGAAGUGCGAUGGUGUAAGGGGUUAGUUGAAAUUGUUGCAUGGGAUGAAACAAUGUUAGGUGGAGCAACUACCUACUAUGGUAUCUUUCCCAGCUUAACAAGUUUGGAGCUAUUUAGUUUGCCAAAGCUCAAAUGCACAUGUCCAUGGCUAAACAAAUUGGAAUGGCCAAUGUUAAAAGUAUUAGAUGUGCAUCACUGCGAUCAAUUGAAGAUUUUCCCGACUGAGGAUCAGGAUCAUCCAAGUGAUGGGGAUGCCAUUGUUCCAUUUGAAAAGGGUUUUCCCAACAUAGAACAAUUGCCACUUGACAAGGAAGACAUCAUGAGGAUUAAUUGUCAGGCACCGUUUCAGGCAAACUUCCUUCGCAAAGUGAAAUCUCUCGUGUUGCAAUGCUUCCAUGAUUAUUCAGAUGGAUUUCCAUAUCAAUUUUUCCGAAAGGAAUUACUUCCCAAUUUAGAAAAUCUUCGAGUGGCUUGUAGUAACUUCAAAGAUAUUUUCAGCUCUCAGAGACGUGAUAUAGAUUUUGAUUUGGGAAUGUUGUUUCCACAACUCAAGGGAUUGGAACUGAUGUCUUUGCAGUGUCUUGAAUCCAUUGGGUUAGACCAGUCCUGGGUUUCCCCAAUUCUUGAAAACUUAGAAACCUUGCGGGUGGUGAGAUGUCCUUGUUUGAGGAACACGGUGCCGUCUGCUUUAUCUUUUUCGAAAUUAAGGCAAUUGUUUGUAUAUGGACGUCAAGGAUUGGUCUGCUUGUUCACAUUGUCAACUGCAAGGAGUUUAGUUUUACUUGAAGAGCUUGUCAUUGGCAAAUGUGGAUCAAUACAAGAAAUAGUGCCUAAAAAAGAUGAUGGAUCUGAUGAAGAUGAGUUAACAUUUGGGAAGCUCAUAGUAUUGUUUUUGGACUCUCUCCAAAGACUUGGAAGCUUUCACUCAGGGAAUUCUACACUGAACUUCCCAUGUUUGAAACUUGUGACUGUUGAUGAAUGCCCUAGAAUGAGAAUUUUCUCUUGCGGAUCCAUAAAUGCAUCUCGACAUUUACGAGUAUCGGCAAAGCCUUCCCAAAACACAAGUUAUGGUCCAGAAUAUUGCGGCCCUGAUCUAAAUGGCCACAUAAAAUUGCUCUUUUCCUCACAGCAUGCAAACUGUGCACAAGAUAUAUCAUGUUUGGAGCUUUGUGAUCACCCAGAGCUACUGGAAAUAUGGCAGCGUGUUGUGCCUGUUCCGAAUAGAGGCUUCUGUAACUUGACGAAUCUGACAGUGCAUGGUUGCCAAUCUUUGACACACGUGAUUCCCUCUCAAUUGGUUCCCUUCCUCUGUAACUUGAAAUAUUUAACAGUACGAGAUUGUAAUGCUGCCAAGGCCAUAUUCGAUUUGAGCCCCAUGUUGCCCCAAGGCAAACUCGAAAGCCUCCAAGAACUAAAAGUGAAAAACUGUGAACAGUUAGUAGAAAUUGUUGCCUGGUAUGAAACAAUCUCAGGAGUAGCAACUUCAAACUCAAUUAUCUUUGCUGGCUUAACAAUGCUGAAGCUCCAUACAUUGCCAGAGCUCAAGUGCAUCCACCCAACAGUUGACAAUUUGGAAUGGCCUAAGCUAGAAAAAUUAGUUGUCUACCGUUGUGGUCAGCUGAAGAAUUUUCCACCAUUAGGUCAGGAUCACUUUGCAAAAGAUACCGAAGCCACUAUCACAUUAGAAAAGGUUCUUCCCAACCUAAAGCAAUUGUCACUCAGCAAGAAACACAUCAUGCAGAUUUGGCAAGCCCUGCUCCAGGAAAAGCUUCUUAAAGGAGUGAAAUUUCUCAAAUUGAAAUUCUUUAAUGAUGAUUCAAAUGAAUUUCCAGAUAGAUUCUUCCUGAAGGAAUCAAUGCCCCAUUUAGAAGAGCUUAGAUUGUCUCAUAGUAACUUCAAAGAGAUAUGCACCACUCAGAGAUCUGAUCUGGAUGGCUUUUUUGAUGUGUUCUUUUCACAACUAAAAGCCUUAAAAUUGAUUUCUCUUUCAAAGCUUAAUUCCAUUGGGUUAGAGCACGCCCCACUACUGGGAAACUUGGAAACCAUGAUAGUGCAGGAUUGUCCUUGCUUAAUGAACUUGGCACCCUCUACUGUGUCUUUCACAAGUCUAAAGGGUCUGACUAUAAGGAAGUGUGAUGGAUUGGUAUAUUUGUUCACAUCUUCGACUGCAAAAAGUUUAUCUUUACUCUCAAAGUUGUCUGUAAAGAAUUGUGAAUCGAUCCAAGAAAUAGUGGCUAAAGGAGAUGAAUCGGAUCAAGAUGAUAUAGCAUUUGAGAAUCUCAAAGAGUUGGAUCUCGAACUUCUGCCAAGACUAGAUAGCUUUUACCCGGGGACUUACAAUUUGAAAUUCCCAUCCUUGGAACAAGUUUCAAUAUACGGUUGCUCCCGGAUGAAGGUUUUCUCUCAUGCUGAUAUAUAUGCACUGGAUAAUGUGACUAUUCGAUGUUUUGGGGAUAAGAAUCUUAGAGCCAUGAUGGAGAAGGCCUUUAAGAAGGCAGCCUGCUGAGUUAAUAUAAAUGAGAAAUUUUGCAGUGCUAUUGGCAGGAAAUCAUGUUUCACAAGACAAGCUUAUUUUGGUUCUGCUCCUCAGUCACAACGCUUUAAAGUUGAGGGAGAUUGGAACCGUCCAUGUCGUUUUCCUUGGGUUGAUGAUGUAGAAAUUGAAGGCUAAGUUUGUGUGUGGUGUCUCCUUUGCAGAUUAAGUUGUAAAAUGUUUAGACAUGAAAACUUCAUUGAAUUCCAAUAUGAGGUGGUGACCUUUAUAUUUGAAUCAGAAGGAACUUUGGACCAAUUGUUUGAGUGACUCUGCUUUGGAAAUGAACAUUUGUCGUAUGAGAA
Molecule: messenger RNA, 4163 nt
Organism: Prosopis cineraria
Lineage: Eukaryota; Viridiplantae; Streptophyta; Magnoliopsida; Fabales; Fabaceae
Exons: 10
Coding region: 1-3831 (1276 amino acids)
Source: RefSeq, a predicted model, not a curated record